AUGUGGAUGUUCCCAAGGCUUGCAACGUCAUCAUCGAUCCAGUGGCUCCGAUGGCGCUCAGACUACAGAGCAAUCUUUUAUGUCCAAGCAAUGCAUGAUAAGAUGAGGCAGAUGCUUAGAUCAGUUCCUGCUGGAGGAUUGGAUCCGUCUGCUGGAAAGGCCAGACCCGAUCAACUCGUCCUGCCAUAUGAUCCCUCCUUCUUACCCGAGAACAACCUCCCAGGGCUCGGUCUAGAUCUGUCGAAAUUGAAUAGACUGCUCGAGAUUGAUGCAAGUCAGCAAUCUAGCGUUUUGAUGCCCCAGACUCCAAACCUUAGUCAAUCGGCUCUGUCUAGCAGCUCGAUCUUGGGCUUGAAUCUUCCUUCCGACGAGAAUAUUCUGAGAGACCUGGGUGGAUUCAGCUCUGAAGCGGGCCCUGCCAGCUCUGUACAAGGUGGUGUUGAUUUGGGAGGAAUGAUUGCUUCGUCCCUCGACGAGGCAGGUGUGCUUCUCCAACCGGACUUCGAAUUCGACGAGGACGGCAAUAUAGUCGAGCUAGGGAUGAGAAACGAGAGUGAAGUGAGAGCCAGGCCUGUCAGCGAGGCUAGAGAGAACGGAGCCAAUGAGUUCGCAUUUGACGACCAGCCUCUACUCGUCGACGAAGACAUCGAGAUGGCAAUAACUAAUGAACCAGCUCGGCCGGCUCGCCCAGUCAUAUUCUCUGACGUGGGCGACGAUGCUCCGCGUGAAGCUGCGGAAACAGAGCCAACCGAGGUGAGGGCGCCACAGAGGCAGAGGGCUCCUAAGCUCCUUGCUUCAGACGGACAGACGGCGCUGCGCAAUGCUGAACUAGCUGCCAUGAACGAUGAAUACUUGCAUAACAUGGCCGUCGCCAGUAAGCACAAACGCCAGAACAAGGUAUCAACGCAGGCGAAAAAGAACGCCGAGUACUGGGUAUUUGGUCUAGGAAUCGGCUCCGUUGGAGCUGGUGUUGGGUCUACCCAAGUUAUGCACCCGCUGCAUUUCUUCUCCGGAGAGAACUUAUAUGAGCUCGUCCGCAAACGCCCUCUAGAAGAUGACCCAGAGGCUGAGGAACGGCGAGUCCGCGCAAGAGAGGACGAUGAGCAGGGUAGGAUUGACCUGGUGGAUGAAAUUGACCUCUGGAACGAGGAUGUUGAACUUGGCCGACACCAGUCACCGGAUCUCCACGAUGACAAUUCCUCGCAGAUGCCCUGGAACAUAACCGCCUCUGUGCAAAGCUCCCGCCACGGCGCACCCGCAGCCAACAUAUUCGGGGGCUUAGGAAGUGUGAGUGACUUUUCAUCUCGCGGCAUCGCUGAAUCAGUUGCCUCCUUUGGCAGAGCUGCGAGCGCCGGUCCCUCGGGUAUCGGACGGCGCAACCGCUUAACCAGCGCAAGCCCUCUUGCUGGACGCGGGUUUCCAUACGACUUGGACAAUCUGUCAAUUCCCGGUAACCUCGAUGACGACCUCGACAAGCUGGAGGGGUUUGACCUAACCAAUUAUCUUGACGACAAUGCCGCUGGUGAUAGCAACUCUACCGCAGAACCCGUGCGCCCAUCGCAAAGAAGUCAGCAGCUGCAGAACAGCCUCACCGAGUCAGUCAUGGACCAGGAGGGUCUCAACUUCCUGGAUUUCCUAGCCACGAAGAUAGACUCGCAGAAGCCAGCGGAGGAGUCAACUGCAAAUGCCUCCGACAACGCCGAAAUCACCUUCUCGACCCUCUUACCUCCUCAAAAGACCACCGCCGCGGUCGCUACCCAAGGCCUCAUGCAUAUCCUUGCGCUUGCUACCAAGGGCUUUCUCAGAGUGCGCCAGGAUGCGUACCAAGAUCAAAGCAGUGUGGACGAAGGCGUCCGUUAUGAGUAUGGGGAGAUCUUCGUGCGUCUAGUCGAGGUGUAG
Molecule: messenger RNA, 1899 nt
Organism: Aspergillus mulundensis
Lineage: Eukaryota; Fungi; Ascomycota; Eurotiomycetes; Eurotiales; Aspergillaceae
Product: Rad21/Rec8 N terminal domain protein
Exons: 5
Coding region: 1-1899 (632 amino acids)
Source: RefSeq, a predicted model, not a curated record